UGAUGCAUAUACGAAGUGCAGUGAACUAUUUGAAGAACCUUUUAAAGAGUGCCACUGGUUCGUUCCACCCCAGAUUUAUGUCAGCAGCUGCGUUUCUGAUUACUGCAUGUCCCAGGGGGACAAAGCUCAGCUUUGCACCUCUUUGGAGGACUAUGUGUCUGCUUGUGAGAUGGCUGAGGUGUUUCUGCCCCAAUGGAGGAAUCAUACCUUAUGCUUUGCCAAUCCUACAGCACCACCAACAAACAAGCCCACACCAACUCCAUCCUCUGCAAGUUGUCCAUGGAGCUGUAACUUUGACCAGGAUGAAUGUGGGUGGGAACAACUCAUCCAAGACAGUUUUGAUUGGACGAGGUGGUCAGGAUCAACUCCAUCAAACUUCACCGGGCCAAAUGGUGAUCACACCACAGGAAGUGGCUUUUACAUGUAUAUCGAAGGAGACAGUGUAGUCCAUGGUGACUCAGCCCGAAUAAUGAGUCCCGACUGUCACACUUCUGGCCAGCAGUGUUUGAGUUUUUGGUUUCACAUGUACGGGCCGGCACAUUUCAUGUCACUCAACCUCUACAAGUUUGAAAACAACCGUGCCACCAAAAUAUGGUCCAGAGAAAACAACCAUGGUAAUCGCUGGAUCCAAGGACAAGUAGAAAUCAAGCCACAAAAUCCAUUCCAGAUCAUCAUUGAAGGCAUCAGGGGGUCAGAUCCUCGCUCAGAUGUGGCCAUAGAUGACGUUACCAUAACACAUGGGGCAUGUGAUUAUUCGUCUGUAGAAGAUUCAGAAUCAACCACUCUGGAACCCCAUCUCACUUCUCCAAAUGUUGUCGAUCCCUAUCCAAAUUGCAGAAUGAGCUGUGAUUUUGAAAGUGACAUCUGCAGCUGGACUCAGAUGGUAACUGAUGUUUUUGAUUGGACAAGACACAGAGGCUCCACCCCCACAUCAAUGACCGGCCCCUCCUUUGACCACACAACAGGAAGUGCAGGUGGCUUUUAUAUGUAUAUUGAGGGUGACAGUGCUCUCCAUGGUGACACGGCCCGCCUCAUCAGUCCACAAUGUGCUGAUCCUCAACCUCAGUGUCUCCAGUUCUGGUACCACAUGUAUGGCUCCAGCUGGACCAUGGGACUGAGUGUCUACCUGUUGCAAAACGGCAAUGUUUUUAAACAGGUGUGGAGGAAGGGAGAAGACCAGGGAAACAUGUGGCAUCUUGCAAGGGUGGACAUUAAAUCAGAUGUUAAGUUCCAGGUGAUCUUUGAGGGGCGUAGAGGAAGCUCAAGCUGGUCAGAUGUUGCCAUUGAUGAUGUCUCACUGCACAGGGGACCCUGUAGCGAUUUACCAAACCACGCGGAUCCACCAACACUCCCCCCACCUCUACCUGCAACAACACAACAACCUGCACCCAAUCAAACUGCAAAUGUACCAAACACCUCACCAUCUUGCAACAUCAACUGUGACUUUGAAAAAGACAUUUGCACUUGGACUCAGUUGGCAACUGAUGUUUUUGAUUGGACAAGACAAAGAGGCUCCACCCCCACACCACUGACUGGUCCCUCCUCUGACCACACAACAGGAAGUGGCUUUUAUAUGUACAUUGAGGGUGACAGUGCCCUUCAUGGUGACACAGCCCGUCUCCUCAGUGCACAAUGUGCUGACCCUCAACCUCAGUGUCUUCAGUUCUGGUACCACAUGUAUGGCUCCAGCUGGACUAUGGGCCUGAGUGUCUACUUGCUGCAAUAUGGUAAUGUGGCCAAAGAGGUGUGGAGGAAGAGAGAAGACCAAGGAAACAUGUGGCAUCUUGCACAGGUGGACCUAAGACCAGAUGUUAAGUUCCAGGUGAUCUUUGAGGGGCGUAGAGGAAGCUCAGAACGGUCAGAUGUUGCCAUUGAUGACAUCUCACUACACAGAGGACCCUGUAGUGAUUUACCAAACCACGUGGUUCCACCAACACUCCCCCCACCUCCACCUCCAACAACACCACAACCUGCCCCCAUCCAAACUACAGAAGUACUAAACGCCUCACCAUCUUGCAACAUCAACUGUGACUUUGAAAAAGACAUUUGCACUUGGACACAGUUGGCAACUGAUGUGUUUGAUUGGACAAGACAAAGAGGCUCCACCCCCACACAACUGACUGGUCCUUCCUCUGACCACACAACAGGAAGUGGCUUUUAUAUGUACAUUGAGGGUGACAGUGCUCUUCAUGGUGACACAGCUCGUCUCCUCAGUGCACAAUGUGCUGACCCUCAACCUCAGUGUCUCCAGUUCUGGUACCACAUGUAUGGCUCCAGCUGGACUAUGGGACUGAGUGUCUACUUGCUGCAAUAUGGUAAUGUGGCCAAAGAGGUGUGGAGGAAGAGAGAAGACCAAGGAAACAUGUGGCAUCUUGCACAGGUGGACCUAAGACCAGAUGUUAAGUUCCAGGUGAUCUUUGAGGGGCGUAGAGGAAGCUCAGCACGGUCAGAUGUUGCUAUUGAUGACAUCUCACUGCACAGAGGACCCUGUAGUGAUUUACCAAACCACGUGGUUCCACCAACACUCCCCCCACCUCCACCUCAAACAACACCACAACCUGCCCCCAUCCAAACUACAGAAGUGCCAAACGCCUCACCAUCUUGCAACAUCAACUGUGACUUUGAAAAAGACUUUUGCACUUGGACUCAGUUGGCAACUGAUGUUUUUGAUUGGACAAGACAAAGAGGCUCCACCCCCACACCAUUGACUGGUCCCUCCUCUGACCACACAACAGGAAGUGGCUUUUAUAUGUACAUUGAGGGUGACAGUGCUCUUCAUGGUGACACGGCACGUCUCCUUAGUGCACAAUGUGUUGACCCUCAACCUCAGUGUCUCCAGUUCUGGUACCACAUGUAUGGCUCCAGCUGGACUAUGGGACUGAGUGUCUACUUGCUGCAAUAUGGUAAUGUGGCCAAAGAGGUGUGGAGGAAGAGAGAAGAUCAAGGAAACAUGUGGCAUCUUGCACAGGUGGACCUAAGACCAGAUGAUAAGUUCCAGGUGAUCUUAGAGGGGCGAAGAGGAAGCUCAGCACGGUCAGAUGUUGCCAUUGAUGACAUCUCACUGCACAGAGGACCCUGUAGUGAUUUACCAAACCAUGUGGUUCCACCAACACUCCCCCCACCUCCACCUCAAACAACAACACAACCUGCCUCCAUCCAGACUACAGAAGUGCCAAACGCCUCAGCACCUUGUCAAAUCAACUGUGACUUUGAAAAGGACAUUUGCACUUGGACUCAGUUGGCAACUGAUGUUUUUGAUUGGACAAGACAAAGAGGCUCCACCCCCACACCAUUGACUGGUCCCUCCUCUGACCACACAACAGGAAGUGGCUUUUAUAUGUUCAUUGAGGGUGACAGUGCUCUUCAUGGUGACACAGCCCGUCUCCUCAGUGCACAAUGUGCUGACCCUCAACCUCAGUGUCUCCAGUUCUGGUACCACAUGUAUGGCUCCAGCUGGACUAUGGGACUGAGUGUGUACUUGCUGCAAUAUGGUAAUGUGGCCAAAGAGGUGUGGAGGAAGAGAGAAGACCAAGGAAACAUGUGGCAUCUUGCACAGGUGGACCUGAGACCAGAUGAUAAGUUCCAGGUGAUUUUUGAGGGGCGUAGAGGAAGCUCAGCACGGUCAGAUGUUGCCAUUGAUGACAUCUCACUGCACAGAGGACCCUGUAGUGAUUUACCAAACCAUGUGGUUCCACCAACACUCCCCCCACCUCCACCUCCAACAACACCACAACCUGCCCCCAUCCAAACUACAGAAGUGCCACAUGCAUCAGCAUCUUGUCAAAUCAACUGUGAUUUUGAAAAAGACGUUUGCACUUGGACUCAGUUAGCAACUGAUGUUUUUGAUUGGACAAGACAAAGAGGCACCACCCCCACACCAUUGACUGGUCCCUCCUCUGACCACACAACAGGAAGUGGCUUUUAUAUGUACAUUGAGGGUGACAGUGCCCUUCAUGGUGACACGGCACGUCUCCUUAGUGCACAAUGUGCUGAUCCUCAACCUCAGUGUCUCCAGUUCUGGUACCACAUGUAUGGCUCCAGCUGGACUAUGGGCCUGAGUGUCUACUUGCUGCAAUAUGGUAAUGUGGCCAAAGAGGUGUGGAGGAAGAGAGAAGACCAAGGAAACAUGUGGCAUCUUGCACAGGUGGACCUGAGUCCAGAUGUUAAGUUCCAGGUGAUCUUUGAGGGGCGUAGAGGAAGCUCAUCCCGGUCAGAUGUUGCCAUUGAUGACAUCUCACUGCACAGAGGACCCUGUAGUGAUUUACCAAAUCAUGUGGUUCCACCAACACUCCCCCCACCUCCACCUCCAACAACACCACAACCUGCCUCCAUCCAAACUACAGAAGUACCAAACGCCUCAGCAACUUGUCACAUCAACUGUGACUUUGAAAAAGACAUUUGCACUUGGACUCAGUUGGCAACUGAUGUGUUUGAUUGGACAAGACAAAGAGGCUCCACCCCCACACAACUGACUGGUCCCUCCUCUGACCACACAACAGGAAGUGGCUUUUAUAUGUACAUUGAGGGUGACAGUGCUCUUCAUGGUGACACAGCCCGUCUCCUUAGUGCACAAUGUGCUGAUCCUCAACCUCAGUGUCUUCAGUUCUGGUACCACAUGUAUGGCUCCAGCUGGACUAUGGGCCUGAGUGUCUACUUGCUGCAAUAUGGUAAUGUGGCCAAAGAGGUGUGGAGGAAGAGAGAAGACCAAGGAAACAUGUGGCAUCUUGCACAGGUGGACCUAAGACCAGAUGAUAAGUUCCAGGUGAUCUUUGAGGGGCGUAGAGGAAGCUCAGCCCGCUCAGAUGUUGCCAUUGAUGACAUCUCACUACACAGGGGACCCUGUAGUGAUUUACCAAACCAUGUGGUUCCACCAACACUCCCCCCACCUCCACCUCCAACAACACCACAACCUGCCUACAUCCAGACUACAGAAGUGCCAAACGCAUUAGCAUCUUGCAACAUCAACUGUGACUUUGAAAAAGACAUUUGCACUUGGACACAGUUGGCAACUGAUGUUUUUGAUUGGACAAGACAAAGAGGCUCCACCCUCACACCAUUGACUGGUCCCUCCUCUGACCACACAACAGGAAGUGGCUUUUAUAUGUACAUUGAGGGUGACAGUGCCCUUCAUGGUGACACAGCCCGUCUCCUUAGUGCACAAUGUGCUGAUCCUCAACCUCAGUGUCUUCAGUUCUGGUACCACAUGUAUGGCUCCAGCUGGACUAUGGGACUGAGUGUCUACUUGCUGCAAUAUGGUAAUGUGGCCAAAGAGGUGUGGAGGAAGAGAGAAGACCAAGGAAACAUGUGGCAUCUUGCACAGGUGGACCUAAGACCAGAUGUUAAGUUCCAGGUGAUCUUUGAGGGGCGUAGAGGAAGCUCAUCCCGGUCAGAUGUUGCCAUUGAUGACAUCUCACUGCACAGAGGACCCUGUAGUGAUUUACCCAACCAUGUGGUUUCACCAACACUCCCCCCACCUCCACCUCAAACAACACCACAACCUGCCCCCAUCCAAACUACAGAAGUGCCAAACGCAUCAGCAUCUUGUCAAAUCAACUGUGAUUUUGAAAAAGACGUUUGCACUUGGACUCAGUUGGCAACUGAUGUUUUUGAUUGGACAAGACAAAGAGGCUCCACCCCCACACCAUUGACUGGUCCCUCCUUUGACCACACAACAGGAAGUGGCUUUUAUAUGUACAUUGAGGGUGACAGUGCCCUUCAUGGUGACACGGCCCGUAUUCUCAGUGCACAAUGUGCUGACCCUCAACCUCAGUGUCUUCAGUUCUGGUACCACAUGUAUGGCUCCAGCUGGACUAUGGGACUGAGUGUCUACUUGCUGCAAUAUGGUAAUGUGGCCAAAGAGGUGUGGAGGAAGAGAGAAGACCAAGGAAACAUGUGGCAUCUUGCACAGGUGGACCUAAGACCAGAUGUUAAAUUUCAGGUAAUCUUUGAGGGGCGUAGAGGAAGCUCAGACCGGUCAGAUGUUGCCAUUGAUGACAUCUCACUGCACAGAGGGGCCUGUAGCGCUUUACCAAACCAUGUGGGUGCACCAAAACUCCUCCCGCCUCUACCUCCAACAACACCACAACCUGCCCUUAUCCAAACUGCAGAUGUACCAAACGCCUCAUCAUCUUGUCACAUCAACUGUGAUUUUGAAAAUGAUAUUUGUGCUUGGACUCAAUUGCCAACUGAUGUUUUUGAUUGGACAAGACAAAGAGGCUCCACCCCCACACCACUGACUGGUCCCUCCUCUGACCACACAACAGGAAGUGGCUUUUAUAUGUACAUUGAGGGUGACAGUGCUGUCCAUGGUGACACAGCUCGUCUCCUCAGUGCACAAUGUGCUGACCCUCAACCUCAGUGUCUUCAGUUCUGGUACCACAUGUAUGGCUCCAGCUGGACCAUGGGACUGACUGUCUACCUGCUCCAGUACGGCAAUGUGGCCAAAGAGGUGUGGAGGAAGAGAGAAGACCAAGGAAACAUGUGGCAACUUGCACAGGUGGACCUAAGACCAGAUGAUAACUUCCAGGUGAUCUUUGAGGGGCGUAUAGGAAGCUCAGCCCGGUCAGAUGUUGCCAUUGAUGAUGUUUCACUGCACAGAGGAGCCUGUAGUGAUAUCACUGCCUCAGACAUGUAUGGAAAUUCUGACAGUGAAAAUAGCACAAUAAAGCUAAAAGAAGAGAGGGCAAAGAAUGAGAAAGACUGGAAAGCAACGGAUGAAAAUGUUGCAGCAAGACGGAGAUAAACAUCCUGGCAGUCCAUACUGUUAAAUGAAUACUCUUAUGCCGAAACAUACUUCCAUCUUUGUAAGGCAAAUGACCACCUGAUAAUACCCGUCAUCGGUCAAUCUGGACUUCCUCCUUUUUUAACUAGGACCUAUAAGUUAUUUUCUCUAACAGACUUUUCAUAAUAUUACAUAAACUAAACACGGCUUUUCAUCGCUGAGAUGUUUUCCCCUCCUACAACAGUUUGUUUUUAGUGAAGUUCACACAGGCAUCGUAUCAGCUUGGCAUCCCAAACAUCUUAACAUCUACAAAAUGCCUUAUUCUUUUGUUCUACAUAAAUAUAUUGUUCUGUUAUUUAAAAACUAGUAAAAGUCUUUUUUGCAAAUGUUUCUUGUAUGUGCACAUUAUCUCUGAUUCUCUUUUGAACUUUAUUUAAUAAACAUUUUCAUUUGGUGCAAUAAAA
This is a messenger RNA of Danio rerio (zebrafish), 7185 nucleotides long. NCBI's taxonomy places the organism in Eukaryota, Metazoa, Chordata, Actinopteri, Cypriniformes, Danionidae. The record is from RefSeq and is a predicted model, not a curated record.